Molecule: messenger RNA, 915 nt
Organism: Eremothecium cymbalariae DBVPG#7215
Lineage: Eukaryota; Fungi; Ascomycota; Saccharomycetes; Saccharomycetales; Saccharomycetaceae
Exons: 1
Coding region: 1-915 (304 amino acids)
Source: RefSeq, a predicted model, not a curated record
AUGAACUCGCUUUUGCUCUUACUGUGGACUGUUGUCACCGCGGUGUUCGCCCAAAGCACCAACAGCGGGUACUUACCCGGCUGUGACCCGGUCAGUUUGAACCCUUCUCUAGUGCUUAGGGAAGGUUUUGAUAUCACGUAUUAUAACUAUCCUUGGAGAUCUUACAACUAUCAGAUCAAUCGUGGUGUACCUGACAGAGUCACUUAUUUAACAAGUGAAUAUAUAAAUGGAGGUUAUGCCAACUAUGAGCGUUUGGGAAGUUCCACUGGUGUGACCAAUUUGACUUUUCGCUAUACUUUUGGUGAAGGAAGAGGUAGAGAAAUUGUACAGGGCACUUUGCCGGAUAACUACCACUUACCUCAGACUAUCAAUAUAUCUAAUUUUGCGUAUUUGGCAACUGGUUAUUUUAGGGCGGAUCAAGAUGGUGUUUACAACUUUACUUUGGACUUCGUGGACGACUUCGCUGUUGCUUCAUUUGGUAGCGGGAGAGCUUUCACUUGUUGUAAUGAACAAAGAAGCUUAACAAAUCCUACAGAAUUCCAGUUGAAUGCAACUUGGUCUCGUAGUGCUCCUGAAGGUAGAUCUUCCGCACCUGUUCGGUUACAACGUGGAGUUUACUAUCCAGUAAGACUGUUUUACGUCAAUACCAAUAACUGGGGAGGUAUAUCUUUAACCUAUACCGAUCCAAGUGGUCAACACCAUGACGUCUUUGAGAACUCGGUUUUCCAAUUCAAUGAUCAAGAUGAAUCUUGUCCAGCGCAAAUAGCAACGACUACUGUUCCAUAUGAUGGGUCUGAGACGGUGACUGCUUAUACUACGCUUUCCACCUACACCAACUCGCUGAACGAGGAAACCACUGGGGAAGUUGUUGUUAUUAACACUCCAUAUGGACACUUAACAACCCACUACUACUGA